Messenger RNA from Cheilinus undulatus (humphead wrasse), 1083 nucleotides. RefSeq names its product photoreceptor outer segment membrane glycoprotein 2-like. Gene Ontology annotation, biological process: visual perception. Gene Ontology annotation, cellular component: membrane. The record is from RefSeq and is a predicted model, not a curated record. Lineage: Eukaryota; Metazoa; Chordata; Actinopteri; Labriformes; Labridae. The coding region runs from base 1 to 1083 and encodes 360 amino acids. The transcript is spliced from 3 exons.
AUGGCGGUUGGGAAGGUGACGUUCACAAAGGUGGAGAGGGAGAAGCUUGCUGAGGUUCUCUGGCUUUUAAACUGGAUCUCAGUGCUGACAGGUGCCAUCCUCUUCAGCCUCGGCGUCUUCCUCAAAGUGGAAAUCCAAAAAUGGCAGGAAGUGAUGUCAGAGCAUGGGAUCCUGUAUGUGCCAAACACUCUGAUCACCACGGGCCUGGCUGCUUGCUGCAUCAACUUUCUGGGUGGGAAGAUCUGCCUGGACUGCGCCGACACCAACAAGUUCCUGCGGUGGAAGCUGGUGAUGAUGCCGUACAUUGUCUGCACCUUCUUCUUCACCUCCUGUGUCCUGAUGGGGGCGCUCAUGUGCUACAGCAUACGUAGCCAGCUAGAGGAGUCUUUGUCAGUGGGACUGAGGAACGCCAUGCGCUACUACAAAGACACAGAUACGCCAGGCCGCUGCUACCUGAAGAAGACUGUGGACCUGCUGCAGAUCCAGUUCCAGUGCUGUGGAAACACUGGCUACAGGGACUGGUUCCAUGUCCAGUGGAUCAGCAACCGCUACCUGGACAUGAGCAGCAGCACCGUGGUAGACCGUCUGAGGAGUAAUGUGGAGGGGCGGUACCUGAUGGACGGUGUUCCCUUUAGCUGCUGCAGCACCCUGUCUCCGCGGCCAUGCAUCCAGCAGCACAUCAGCAACCGCUCAGCUCACUUCAAUUACGACCAGCAGAGCCAGCAGCUCAACCUGUGGAGGCGGGGCUGCAGACAGGCACUGAUGGAGCACUACACGGGCAUCAUGCAGUCCAUCGGCCUCACCGUGCUUCUCAUCUGGCUAUUUGAGCUGCUUGUUCUCACCGGCGUCCGUUACCUGCAGACCGCAAUGGAGAACGUCAUCCGACUUGGUGACCCAGAUUUGGAGUCUGAUGGCUGGAUCCUGGAGAACAGCCUGGCAGAGACAGCUCGCUCCAACUUUAACAUCAUCAAGAAUCUGGGGAAGUGUUACCAGGUCGAUGACGACCCCAACAUCAACGUACCGACCGCCAGCAUCGAGCAGGAAGUGCCAUCCAAACACGUACACAUCCCCAUGAACAGCUAA